AGUGAAAAAGCAACUGUGUUUUCCUGUGACCAUGCUUUGGAGACGCUCCUAAAUCUUCCCAUCACAUAGGAAUAGGACCAAAUCCUCUUGUCUUUUCUACUUAAUUUCAUUCAAUUCAAUAGACUCAAUAUCCAUUUUAAACGUAAAUGUGACUCCACAAAUAUAUUAGAGAAAAUAAAAGGAAAUAUUGUGCUUAUCGUCGUCGACGUUGCAGCAAGCAAUAGGCCCAGUGCCAAUACUACGGGAGCAGGGUUAGAGAAAGUCGAGCCGUUCAUGCACAGAUGAUGUGUUCCAUUUGCACCAUUUUGUUCUUUUUGGCGUUUUUUUCUCUCUCCCACCAACAAGAUCCCAUUUUUUCAGAUCCCCAACUUCAAAACCAGGAGACUCAACUUCUGCACCAUGGCCGUACUUAUGGCAUUGUAGAGGAUCAAAACCAGGAGACUCCACUUCUUUAUCUCCCUAAUCAACGUGAUCAGAGCCAGAAUGAGCUCGACAUUUUUGAGUCAUGGUGCAGGCGCCAUGGCCGUACUUAUGGCACGGUAGAGGAGAAGGAGCAAAGAUUCAGAGUGUUCUCAGAUAACUUGGUCUUUAUAAGGGAGCAUAACCAGAGAGCUAACUCUAAUUAUACAGUUGGUCUCAAUGCUUUUGCUGAUCUCACUCACCAUGAAUUCAAGAUCAAGCGCUUGGGUCUUUGUCCUUCUAUUCUUCGCUUUUCGAGCUCCAAUUUUCGCAGUGAUCAGAAAAAAAUUGAUGUUCCUUCUUCUCUUGAUUGGAGAGACAAAGGGGCAGUCACGAAUGUUAAAGACCAAGGGAGUUGUGGAGCUUGUUGGGCUUUCUCGGCCACUGGUGCUAUUGAAGGCAUAAACAAAAUUGUCACGGGAUCUCUCAUAAGUCUUUCAGAACAAGAGAUCAUUGACUGUGACACUACUUACAACAGUGGUUGUGGGGGAGGGCUGAUGGACUAUGCAUUCAAGUGGGUCACAAAGAAUCAUGGGAUUGAUACUGAGAAGGAUUAUCCAUAUCGAGAAGUCCAAGGAUCCUGUAUUAAAGACAAGGCAGAGCGUCAUGUUGUGACAAUUGAUGGACAUACAGAUAUUCCUUCAAAUAGUGAGGACUUAAUUCUCCAGGCAGUUGCAAAACAGCCAGUGAGUGUUGGGAUCUGUGGUAGCGAACGUUCGUUCCAACUCUACUCAUCUGGGAUCUUUAGUGGACCAUGUUCGACUUCCUUGGACCAUGCUGUACUUAUUGUGGGGUAUGGCUCAAAAAAUGGUGUUGAUUAUUGGAUUGUGAAGAAUUCAUGGGGAACAAGUUGGGGGAUGGAUGGCUAUAUGCACAUGCUUCGAAAUAGUGGUGACUCACAAGGAGUUUGCGGUAUAAACAUGAUGCCUUCUUAUCCAACGAAGAGUGGUGCUAAUCCACCUCCAUCACCACCUCCGGGUCCAGUUAAGUGCAGCCUUUUGACUUAUUGCCCAUCAGGAAACACUUGUUGUUGCACAUGGAGAUUUUUGGGGAUUUGCUUGUCAUGGAGCUGUUGUGAUCUUGAUAACGCUGUUUGUUGUAAGGAUGGUCAAUACUGUUGCCCUCAAGACUACCCAGUUUGCAACACAGCCACUGGUUAUUGCCUCAAGGGAAGUGGGAAUUGGACAGAGAUGGAUGGGUUGAAAAGGAGACAGUCAUUUGGUGGAUUCAGACCAUGGGAAGCCAUAUAGGAAAUAGCGAUGGAUGUAACAUAUUGUGUAUGUUUUUGUUCGGUAUGUUGCUGUUCUUGAGUGAAAUAUUUAUCUUAAAAGCUGAUGAUAAUUAAUAUUUAUAUAAUUAGAGUUGCAUUUAUAAGGAAAAUCUAGUAUUAAUUUA
Amborella trichopoda is the source of this 1854-nucleotide messenger RNA. It is a transcript of the gene XBCP3, whose product is annotated as xylem bark cysteine peptidase 3. Gene Ontology annotation, biological process: proteolysis. The record is from RefSeq and is a predicted model, not a curated record. NCBI's taxonomy places the organism in Eukaryota, Viridiplantae, Streptophyta, Magnoliopsida, Amborellales, Amborellaceae. Gene Ontology annotation, molecular function: cysteine-type peptidase activity.